Molecule: messenger RNA, 519 nt
Organism: Colletotrichum navitas
Lineage: Eukaryota; Fungi; Ascomycota; Sordariomycetes; Glomerellales; Glomerellaceae
Exons: 1
Coding region: 1-519 (172 amino acids)
Source: RefSeq, a predicted model, not a curated record
AUGCAUAUUCUCAAGAUCGUCUCCCUCGCUACGGCGCUUGUGCCCACGGCACUCGCUCAAUACUACUUUGGCACGACCCUCCCCACCUCCACCGCGGCCGACGAGUACCUAUCCGCCCAUAUCCUCAGUAUCCCGAGCACCGUCACCGGCUCCCUUGCCACCUCCCUCGCCACCGCACUCUACAGCGUCGACCAAAAGUACUUCAACGACAAGGAAUGGACGACCGUCUACUCCCACAUGUGGUCGGCUGCCGCCAAGGCCACCAACGCCCCCGACGUCGUCGCCUCCAUGGCCGUCGAGGGCUAUAGCCUUCCCGACCUGCAGGAGCUGGACUGGUGGAAAGACAACGUGCCGGACAAGGAUGACAAGUGGGCUUCGUCCUACGUCUCGGACUGGCAGAAUGCGUGGCAGGACAUCGCGGCAACCCAGACCUCCAAGGGCGGCGCACCGAAGUGCACCGGUAUGGCAAUUGCCGGUGUUGCGGCGGGAGUCGCCGCUGGCGUCAUGAUAGCGAUCUAA